Messenger RNA from Lymnaea stagnalis (great pond snail), 34130 nucleotides. Lineage: Eukaryota; Metazoa; Mollusca; Gastropoda; Lymnaeidae. The record is from the annotation of a GenBank genome assembly.
AGUGGUGCCAAGAAGCGUUACUAAGGCGGUCGCACCUAACUAAACCAGUUUGAUGACGCACUUCCUGGAAGUCUUCAAAAUGCCGAGAGUGAAAGUUUGUGAUAUGGAAGUGAUCUUUUUUGAGACAAGGAUGUUAAGUCGAUACAUACUACAAUGUGUUAAAUAAAUGAAUCGUUGACAGAUGUGCUCCUGAUGAGUUAAUUGAAGUAGGGCCUUUAUUUAGAAUACCAGGUGAGGUAACGGUUUAAAAUUAUUAUUUUUGCGUUUUAAAAAACAAAUCAAAACAAACAUCUGGAUCUAUUUUCGCCUUCAGAUUAAAAGUGAUUUGAUUCAAACUUUGUGCCAAAUUCUAAAUGGUGGUGUAUCAGAAUUACACCAUCUGACCAAACCUAAACAACGAAAAAACAAAAAAAAAAAACCCCCCCAAAAAAAAAAAAAAAAUUAAAAUAAAAAAAAAAAAAUUAAAAAAAAAUAAAAUAAAAAAUAAAUAAAUUAAAAAUUAAUCAUUUUACUUUUUCAUGAAUUAAUUAUUUUAAGACAACGAUUACCUCCCCAAUAAUUGUUUAAUACAAUGAUCAGUCCUUUUACUUCUGUACAUGGCGGCUUCCAUUCAAACAAACAAAACAUUUUAGUGAAUAUUUAAAAUAAUUUGUUCAUACCAUUCCAAGUGAUAACAAAUAUUCAGGAUGUUCAAAGUAAUUAAAGUUUUAUGGAAACAGAAAAGCUAAGCCUAAAAUUGGACCCAGUGAGGAUAUUUUAAAUGUAAAUAAUCAAAGCAAGAAUCUGAUACUGGAAGUAGCUAUUUGAUUACCGCUAUUACUAUUUGGACCCUGACCGGCGGUUAUCAAUAUUAGAGUCAGAACCGAGAGGUUGGGAUUUAAAAAUAUUAGAAAUAUUAUUGUUGGGUUUGUGAGACGAAAUUUGGUAUCAAAUGAAAGAUAAUUGAAUGGACUACUUGUAAGAUUACUUCUUCAGUUUAACUAAAAUAAACUACCACUAAUAAACUAAAUUAAUAAUUCAUUAAGUUGGUUAUCCAGAGUCCAGAGUGUAAAUGGGAAAUAUAACUAAUAAGAAAUCAUUUUAUAUCAAUAAAAAUGUUUUGUAACAUAAAUAAUUAUUAUUGGCUUAUUGAAUAUCAGUGAUUUUAAUUUUUGGGUUGGUUGCCAUGGACCUGGCUGACACUGACAUGGGACUGAUAUGCUCUUGUCUUUCAAUUUUGACUUAGAUAGGCUUAGUAAAAGUAUUAUAAUGGUAAUUAUACUAUCAUAAAUGAUUUAAGGAGUGGGAUAAAUAGCUUUUAUUACAACUAAUAUAUUUAUCAUUUAUGUUAGUUUAUAUAUUUAUAGAUAAAUAUUUAUAUAUAUAUAAUGAUCAUACGCUAUAGGCCUUGCAUACAUAUAGUAUAAUACAAAGUAUACUAUAUGAGGGUUAAGGCCUAGACCCAAUCCAACUAAUUUGUAGGGGCUAUUAUAAUAAAUUAUAUUUUAUGAUAUUUUAGGAUAUGUAAUAAAAUUUUAAUGAAUAUUGUGAAGGCUUAAGGCAUAAGUAAAAUUUUAAAAAAAUAUUCACUUACCUUUGGUAUUGAAAUAUCCUAUAUUUAAUCACAUAUCACAAAAUUCCACAAGAGAAUUAUUAUGUAAUUCUCAGUUUCUCAAAGAAAAAAAACACACUUUCUGGCACAACAAUCCAAGAAUUACUUAAGAUAUUAUUACCGGUACUAAAGAACAAUCAUAAAAACCUGUACUUACCUCUAGUAAAUGACUAGAACUUAUUUUAUUUUCUAUUAACAGCUCAAGUCAAAGUUGAUUCUAAUAAUACAUGUUGAUUUGUAAAACAAGAUUACAAACUUAAAAUAAAUGACACGCUGAUUGUUUUGUCAUUAUAGGAAUAAUAUAAUAUACAUAUGUAGAAAAUGGUAAAACAAAUAAUCCCUUAAUUAUUUUUGUAUGCUUAUAAAUGCUAAACAAUUCCACAGAAAAUCUGCAAUUAAUAUCUAAAGAAUAUUAUUAUUAUUAUGAUUUUUGGGAAAUUAAAAACAAAAUUAAAACAAAAUUUUAAUUAAUUAAUUACAAAUAAGUGUUGAGUCAGCAUUUUUAUACAUUUUUUUUUUGAUAGGCACAUAAUAAAGUUUUAAAAAAAAAUAUUUGUGGCACAUUAACAAAAAUUAACAUAUAUUUUGUGGCUUUAUUUAGAAGUACUCUUAUUUAACUAUGUUCCCUGUAAAUAUUAUAUUUUUGUAUCAUUUUAUAAUAAAGUUACAGACGUUAAAAAAAAAGCAAAAUGAGGGUCACAAAACGUUGAGGAAAAUCCCAUAGUAAAAAUGUGGUUUUGAGAUCCCUACUAAAAAAUUCAUAACUUUUGAACCACUUGAGCUAAAAAGUUGAUCUUGGUGUUUUUGUAAUCUAUUCUCCAGGCCCUAUACAGCUGUAGUAUUUUUAAAAUUUAAAAAAAGGUUUUGAAAUUUUCAUCAAAGUGGCUAGUAAAUGCUAUUCUGAUGUCAUUUGUGAUUGUGGUAGUUUAUUUUAGUUAAACCGAAGAAGUAAGUUUAAAAACAUAUAGUAUCAUAUAGGCCUAGUCCAUAGAUUAUCUUUCAUUUGAUACCAAAUUUUGACUUACAAACCCUACAAUAAUAUUUUAAUUUGUUUAAUAAUCCCAACCUCUCACUCUUGAAACUUUGGUCUGAAUAGCUGCAGCCUUUGGUAUUUGAAUUCUUGAGGCUUGAUUGAAAUUGAAGAUUUAAAAUUAAAAUGUAAUUGAAAUUUGCACUUGAAAGAAAUUAAAUUGAAAGAUAUCUAUGGAAUAAAUGAUAAGACAUUGUAAAGAUUACGACGUCGAAAAUACUUUCAUUAAUUAUUAAUUUUAAUGUUAUUUUGUUAGUAAUAUAAUGAAACAAUGGAAAUGGAUAUAAUAAAGCCAGUUAAUAGAGACCUUGCCCAUCCAAGAAUUUUUAUUUUAUUAAAUGUUGAGAUGUUUAUACUCAAAAUGCAAAUUAAUCAAUGAACAGUAUCGGUGGCGUAGCUAGGGGGUGCAGACCGCACUAGGUGGCACCCUCUCAGGGGAUUACAUCAGAUUGAAAAAAUUGCAUAUUUCUAGAGCACACACUGCUCGACUUAUUUGAAUUUCAUAAAAGGAUAACCAAUCACUCAGAUAUUUUCCACACAUCUAACCAAUCCAAAUGCUUGCAUAUAAUAAGGUCAAUAAAAACCAAUUUAACCCUGAUUCAAUGCCGUUGGCAGUGUUUGGUAACUUUCAUAAAAGACAAAGUGACACUCUUUUGCCAAAAAUGCUUCAUGUAUUAUUAUUCCUUUUUUGCUGCAUCCACUUUAACUGAACACACUGGACUGUCGAUGAAAAGACUGUCAAAAAACAAGUUAGAGUGCUCAUCAUGGUGCUGUUAAAACAGUGAAAGAUAAGUUUGAUGAAUGUUUUGCGGCAAUUGAAACUAUGUGAUCCUCCUGAAAAUUUGGAUACAAGAGGUACAGCAUAAGGUCUUUUAAAUGCUGUCUGAGGUUUCACAUUUAUUUGCAACUUUACCUUUAGGUUGAUAUACUGGAGGAUGUUAAUCAGCAGUAUUUGCAGACUGAAGGCUUUACUCUCUACAAAGUGGUGACUAACCUAGAGGCCUUAAGAUUGUUUCUGCAUGAGAAGCGCUGUCAUUUGGUGGAACAUGCUAUUGAAAAGGCACUUUUAAAUGAUACCAAUAUGGAAUUUUGGUAGAGAGAAGAUUAAGGUUUAAGAAGAAAAUGGCAGGAGAACAAUUAAUAGAUGCUGCACUCUCUCAGCAAGCAGAAAACAUUAGAAAGAUGCUGGAGAGAUUCUGAAAUCCAGAUCAAACCAUCAGUGAUCAGGGAAGUAGCAAAUAUGUUUGGGGCUGUUCAACCUAAGAGUCUAUUAUCAGUAAGUGAAGAAGAGCUAUUGGUGUCCAUUCCAAAAUUAACCUCUUUCUAUAAUGAGUUAUCAGACGAUGAACUUUUAAAAGAAAUACCAAGGCUUAGAGACACUCGAGGCAGCUGAUAUUGAAUUUCCCAAUGUCAUGGACUAGUCUUUCUAUAAUGAGUUAUCAGACAAUGAACUUUUAAAAGAAAUACCAAGGCUUAGAGACACUCGAGGCAGCUGAUAUUGAAUUUCCCAAUGUCAUGGACUAGUCAGUAUUUGAUGUUUUGAAAUUCAAAGCUGAAUGGGACUUCCUAGAAUAUCUUCCAGUACUCUUGCUAAGCCUUCAAUUGUUUCUUACGAUCUGUGUGUCUGUGGCUUGAUGUGAGCAGAGCUAAGGCUUAUCAAGAACCCUUUACAAUCUACCAUGGGACAGUCAAGUCAAGGCUUUCUGAUCUGGAAAAACUAUCAAUUGAAAGUGAUGCGGUGAAGGCUAUUUUGACAGGUUUGCAGCUUUGAAGACCAGGGAAGGAAAAUUUUAAAUAAAUUAAAUUUAAUGUAAAAAUAACAAUAACUUUAGGUUCUUGUCAUUGUUAUACUUAAGAAUUAUUUUAACAAGAAGAAAUCCAUCUUGGAAGUCGGGGGGGAGGGGAUGAUACCAUGAGUUCACCGCACUCGGUGACACCAACCCUAGUUACGGCACUGUAUGGUAUUAUAUUAAACAUGUGCCCUAAGAACAAAUCUCAUGGUUUAUGAGCUGUCAACAUUGGUGUGGGAUUGGCAACCCUUCUUUUCAAUGAUGGAUCCAAAGCAUUGGAGGCUCCUCUAAGAGUUUAGCAGCUGUCCUGUGGUCAGUUUACAUUCGACUAUUUCAUUAUGGUGAAUAUCGAAACCACAUUAACAAAUGACAAAAUCCUUAGAAGCCAGAGGAGCAAGAAGAAGGCUUAAAUUAGGGUUAGAACAGUCAAAAGUUGAAGCUAAAAGACAUCCUUUUCUUUCAUGGGGUCAUAAAGAUUAGAGAAUUUAUUACUUUAUGAAUAAAAUUACUGCGUGCUUAUUCACAAAAUUUCAACAUUCAUUUAGUUCAGAUAAUUGAUGAUAACUUUUUAAAAUAUCAACUAAAUUGUUUAAAAUUUUGCAUUCUGCCAUGUUAUAUAAUGUCUAUGGCAUGAACUAAGCAUAUAUAACAAUAUAUUAAUAAGUACACAUUUUAAAUCUCCCAAAAAUUGAAUUUAAAAUGUCAAAAUUCAGAUGUAUUUCAGAUGCUCUGAUACAAAAAGUAUUCUAUUAACAUUGUUCCUAGUCCAGGCUGGAGCUAAUCCAUAUUUCUUCUGAUACAAAAAGUAUUCAAUAUGUUAACAUUGUUCCUAGUCCAGGCUAGAGCUAAUCCAUAUUUCUUCUGAUACAAAAAUUAUUCAAUAUGUUAACAUUGUUCCUAGUCCAGGCUAGAGCUAAUCCAUAUUUCUUCUGAUACAAAAAAGUAUUCAAUAUGUUAACAUUGGUCCUAGUGCAGGCUAGAGCUAAUCCAUAUUUCUGUGUGGAUAAUUAAUUUGAGCUUAAAUCUUCCUAAAAUUAUUUUUUUGUCUGACCUGCCAAUGACUUGUGGCUUACAAUGACUUGCCAUAGACAAUGACUUGCCGUAUAUGCAAAACACAAUCAGCAAAUAGUUUUAGGCGAUCUGGCAUGUGACAACAACCAAAGGGAAACAAUUCACCGUGACAUGAGCUUGAUAAGAUUACUCACUCCAAUUUGUCUUUUUUGUUUUCUUACCAGGAUCCAUUAAGAGCGGGACUAGACCAGCAUCCCACCAUGCAAAAAGCACCUGCCCAAGAGAGCAACCUUAUGUACUAUCUAUGUGUGCUUUGUGUUCUGUCCAUUAUCAUCUCUAUACUUAGCGCACUCAUCUACCACAAAUCGAUGGAACUGGUGCCUCAGUUUUUAGAGGCAGAAAAGGUAUUCAUGUUUAUGCUUAAAGUAGGUUUAUUCUUUUGCUUUGUAACUUUGUUACAAUUGUUUUAAUCUCUAUGUCUAAUGUCUAAUGGCUACAUUAGUCUAUGGUAAUGGACAGCGUGUAGGGCUGUGUGGGUAGACUAAUGAUAAGCCGUGUGGGUCGGCAGAGGAUAAACUGCUUGAUUAGAGAAUGUGGUUAGACUGCUUGGCUACACUGUGUGGUUAGACUGGGUCAUUCUGUGGAGGUAGAUAUUGCGGGUAGACCGGAUGGUUAAAAUGUGUGGGUGGACUGUGUGGGAAAAGCCGAGGUAACACUACACCUGGAGAUGCCCCAUCCAUCCAUUGUGCCGUCUUCACAAGCACAUUUUGAGCAAGAAACGGCCUCACUAGCCACUUGUGCCCCCACAGAAAAUUAGGCCCCAUACAAAUCUGUUUAUUGAAAUUGUCAUGAUUGAUCUUGGCAGGACUCGCAUACCACACUGUGGGUAGACUGUUUGGGAAACUUGUGCCCCCACAGAAUAUUAGGCCCUAUACAAAUCUGUUUAUUGAAAUUGUCAUGAUUGAUCUUGGCAGGACUAGCAUACCACACUGUGGGUAGACUGUUUGGGAAAUUUGUGCCCCCACAGAAUAUUAAGCCCCAUACAAAUCUGUUGAUUGAAAUUGUCAUGAUUGAUCUGGACAGGACUAACAUACCACACUGUGGGUAGACUUUUUUGGAAGACUGCAUGGUUAAAAUGUGUGGGGAGACGGUGGGCAGACUGUGUGGUUCAACCGUGCAGCUUGACAUGCGGGUUGACUGUGCGAUUAGCCUAUGUGGGUAGACUGUAGAUUACGAAGGCUGUGAAAAUUGAAAAUGGAUCAUCUCUCUCUUCCAAAGCAUUGCGUGACGCCUAACUGUCUGCAGAACAGCGCACAUUUCCUGAGCAUGGUCGACCCUAAAGUAAAGCCAUGCGAUGACAUGUAUCUUCACUCUUGUGGUGGAUGGAUGAAGAAACAUGCUAUACCAACGGAUUACGGGAAGUGGAAUCAAAUAGGAGAAAGGGGAGCGAAUGUUGAGAAUAUUUUACUACAGGUAAAUUGUUGCCCAUUCCUUUAUUAUUCCUCUGUAAUUUUAUUGAAAUAGGGGAGAGACCCACAUACUUAAACAUCGAAUUAAAUGUUUGUUGGGUUUAAUAUUAAACCCUAUGUCAUUAUGAUGUCAAGUAAUUAUGUCAUCAUGAUGUAAAGUAAGUAAAGGUUGUUUGUUACUUAAAGAACCUUUCUUUUAAGAUCAUUUCUAGACAAUUCAUAUUUAAUUUCAUAAUUAUAAGAAUGAACACAACGGGUUCAAAUAUUUUUUCUUCAUAUACAUACUUAGAUCAGUUCAUCACUCUAUUUCAUUAUUUCUGUUUUGUUUUAGCCAGACGUUAAAAGUCUUGGAAAAAAAAUAGUUUUAUUUAGAUAUAUGCAGACAUUGAAAGUAGUGGUAGAUGUAGGCAGACAAUGAAAUUAGUGGAAGAUAUCGGCAGACAUUGAAAAUAGUGGUAGAUAUAGGCAAACAAUGAAAGUAGUGGAAGAUAUAGGCAGACAUUGAAAGUAGUGGAAGAUAUAGGCAGACAUUUAAAGAAGUGGAAGAUACAGACCUACCAACCCUUCCGAUUUUGUCGGAAUUAUACGGAUUUUUUACCCCUCAUUCCGACCUUCCGAGGAACCCCUUAAAAUUCAGAUUUUUCAAACUUAAUAUAGUUUCAACCUUCAAAAAAAUCUGAAAGCAACAAAAAAAAAAAAAAAAAAAAAUCUGGUACUACAGGAAGUGUUGCAUUUGUUUUACAUGAUGUCCAGCACUCGAAUGAAUAAGUGAAUAAAUUCUCGAGAUAUUCGUCCGCCUAGUGUUUAUUCGACCAAGUCAUAUGACCACCGUAACAGAGUUGCCCAAGAUUUUGUCCGUCAGCCUUGUCAUGUAACCGCUAAUUGUCUAUCAGAGUUUACGGUACUUCAUUUCAACAAAUUAAAGAUAGUCUGCAGAUUUACACGAAAAAGAAAUAUGUUCAAUUAUAAAAAAGAAAUACUAGAACCAUAUAUAAUGAACAAUUGGUUAAAAAGUGGCACGCCCACCGGAUAAAUAUGUCCCGCACUAUCUGUCUGGUCGCCUGACGUGUAGACACUGCAUUGUUUUUAUUGAAGCCAACCGCGAUCUUCAAAUAAUCCUUCAAUCGUCAAUUGAUGCGAUCUCUAUUCAUCCUUUUUUACAAUGCUAAAAAAUAAUUCAGACUUUUUUUGUUAAAUGCUUCAAUCUAUUGAAAGUGAUGGCGACAAUGAUAUUAAUAAACAUUGAAGGAAAUAUUUCUCUAGCCCUAGCCAACUCCGAUCGUUUUAAUUUUAAUGCCAGAGUCAAAGAAAUGUUUCAAGAGUUACAGAAUGCUAGAAGAUUGUAAAGAAAAAUUACAAUGAAACAAGGGCAAGCAUGAAAGUUGAUACUCUUUCUAACUUGCUUGUAAUUAAAAUCAACUGCAGUGCUAACCUUCAGUUGUCUUAAGUCCAAAGAGCAAGUGAAAAAGGCCACUAUCACUAGGGAUAUGCUGGAAUACUGAACUUUUACUAAGACUAAGAGUCUUAGCAGCCUGUGUAUGUGUACAUAAGUAAAUUAAAUGGACCUUCUGUUCUGUCCUGUAUAUAUCUGUAUAUAAACAUUUCCCGUAAUGUUUACCUAAUGUUCUUUGGUGUUCUAUGGACCCUUCAAAGACAAUGGAGGUAACUUUAUAUUUCUUUAUUUUUCUAAAAAAGGCGUGCAUUAGUAUAUAGAUCUUAAACCAACGACCCCCCCCCCACCACGGGGUGCUGCGGCCCCAUUUCCCCCUGCUUGCAACCCCCUUUCAGUUUUUUUUUCUAGGUAGGUUGGCAGUCUGAAGAUAUAGGCAGACAUUGAAAGUAAUAGAAGAUAUAGGAAGACAAUCAAAGUAGUGAAAGUUAUAGGCAGAAAGUCCUAUAGGCAGAGAUUGAAAGUUGUGGUAGAUAAAGGCAGACAUUGAAAGUUGUGGUAGAUAUAGGCAGAGAUUGAAAGUUGUGGUAGAUAUAGGCAGAGAUUGAAAGUUGUGGUAGAUAUAGGCAGACAUUGAAAGUUGUGGUAGAUAUAGGCAGACAUUGAAAUUUGUGGUAGAUAUAGGCAGACAUUGAAAGUAAUAAAAGAUAUAUGCAGACAUUGAAAGUGAUGGAAGAUAUAGGAAGAUAAUGAAAGUAGUGGAAGAUAUAGGAAGACAAUGAAAGUAAUGGAAGAUAUAGCCAGACAAUGAAAGUAAUGGAAAAUAUUGGAAGACAAUGAAAGUAGUGGAAGAUAUAGGCAGACAUUGAAAGUUGUGGUAGAUAUAGGCAGACAUUGAAAGUAAUAAAAGAUAUAUGCAGACAUUGAAAGUAAUGGAAUAUAUAGGAAGAUAAUGAAAGUAGUGGAAGAUAAUGACGGUAAUGGAAGAUAUAGGAAGACAAUGAAAGUAGUGGUAGAUGUAGGAAGACAAUGAAAGUAGUGGUAGAUGUAGGAAGAAAAUGAAAGUAGUGGUAGAUGUAGGAAGACAAUGAAUGUAAUGGAAGAUAUAGGCAGACAUUGAAAGUAGUGGAAGAUAUAGCCAGACAAUGAAGGUAGUGGAAGAUAUAGGAAGGCAAUGAAAAUAAUGCAAGACAUAGGGAGACAUUGAAAGUAAUGGAAGAUAAAGCGAGACAGUGAAAGUAAUCGAAGAUAUAGGAAAACAAUGAAAGUAGUGGUAGAUAUAGGAAAACAAUGAAGGUAGUGGAAGAUAAAGCCAGACAAUAAAAGUAGGGGAAGAUAUAGGCAGACAUUGAAAGUAGUGGUAGAUAAAGGCAGACAUUGAAAGUAGUGUUAGAUAUAGGCAAAACAUGCUGAAUGACAGCCAGAAGCUGAGUGACCUACUUAAGUGUACAAGCAUUUCUGAAUGGCAGCCAGAAGCUGAGUGACCUACUUAAGUGUACAAGCAUUUCUGAAUGGCAGCCAGAAGCUGAGUGACCUACUUAAGUGUACAAGCAUUUCUGAAUGGCAGCCAGAAGCUGAGUGACCUACUUAAGUGUACAAGCAUUUCUGAAUGGCAGCCAGAAGCUGAGUGACCUACUUAAGUGUACAAGCAUUUCUGAAUGGCAGCCAGAAGCUGAGUGACCUACUUAAGUGUACAAGCAUUUCUGAAUGGCAGCCAGAAGCUGAGUGACCUACUUAAGUGUACAAGCAUUUCUGAAUGGCAGCCAGAAGCUGAGUGACCUACUUAAGUGUACAAGCAUUUCUGAAUGGCAGCCAGAAGCUGAGUGACCUACUUAAGUGUACAAGCAUUUCUGAAUGGCAGCCAGAAGCUGAGUGACCUACUUAAGUGCACAAGCAUUGCUGAAUGACAGCCAGAAGCUGAGUGACCUACUUAAGUGCACAAGCAUUGCUGAAUGACAGCCAGAAGCUGAGUGACCUACUUAUGUGCACAAGCAUUGCUGAAUGACAGCCAGAAGCUGAGUGACCUACUCAAGAGCACAAGCAUUGCUGAAUGACAGCCAUAAGCUGAGUGACCUACUCAAAUGCACAAGCAUUGCUGAAUGACAGCCAGAAGCUGAGUUGGCCUACUUAAGUGCACAAGCAUUGCUGAAUGACAGCCAGAAGCUGAGUGACCUACUUAAGUGCACAAGCAUUGCUGAAUGACAGCCAGAAGCUGAGUUGGCCUACUUAAGUGCACAAGCAUUGCUGAAUGACAGCUAGAAGCUGAGUGACCUACUUAAGUGCACGAGCAUUGCUGAAUAACAGCCAGAAGCUUAGUGACAUACUUAAGUGUACAAGCAUUUCUGAAUGGCAGCCAGAAGCUGAGUGACCUACUUAAGUGUAAAAACAUUUCUGAAUGACAGCCAGAAGCUGAGUGACCUACUUAAGUGCACAAGCAUUGCUGAGUGACAGCCAGAAGCUUAGUAAUCUACUUAAGUGCACAAGCAUUGCUGAAUGACAGCCAGAAGCUUAGUAACCUACUUAAGUGCACAAGCAUUGCUGAAUGACAACCAUAAGCUGAGUGACCUACUUAAGUGUAACCAGUGAUUGAGUGAAACUGUUGGCUUGUUUACCAGCAGUGGCUACUCCCCAGCUUGUACCCACAUACCCACAUGAGGAGUUGUUGGUUUGCUACACCUCUCCACCCAUAUGCGCACUCACACUUUUCACUAUUAUAUUACGAAUAGGUUUAAGUAACUACAACUGCAUUAUAACAGCAGUCAGUUUCAUCAUCAAGUCAGUUACAUCUAUUAUCUACAGAUUUUAACAAAAUUAUUAUUAUUUGCCGUCCAGAUCCAAAAGAUGGCUUAAUUAUAAAAAUUGAGUUUUUGUUUACUUUAAGAGUGAAAAGUCCCAAUUUGAACUCUGUCUUUAAUAUAUUGGGGGGGGGGGGGCAGUGAUUGAAUUGUCAUGAAAUUGUUCAUGUUAUUAGAACCUUGUUUAACAUGAACUAUUCAACUUAAUAUGAACUAUUCAACUUAACAUGAACUAUUCAACUUAACAUGAACUAUUCAACUUAACAUGAACUACUCAACGUAACAUGAACUAUUGAACUUAAUAUGAACUAUUCAACUUAAAAUGAACUAUUCAUCUUAGCAUGAACUAUUCAACUUAACAUGAACUAUUCAACUUAACAUGAACUUUUCAACUUAACAUGAAGUAUUCAACUUAACACUGAUACUUAGAUUUAUCCCUUUACAACAAAAUGCAUUUUCCUUUGUUCCUUUGUUUAAAUACAACAUUGACACCCCCCCCCCCACCCCCCCACCCCACCCCCCCACCCCACCCAAUGUUUUUCUUCUGUUAGAUUCUAGAAUCUAAUGAAAAUAAACUCAAGGGAACACCAUCCACCGCCAUUGGUAAACUCAAGACCUACUAUCGCUCUUGCAUUGAUGUGAAGACAAUUGAUGCCAAGGCGGUGUCGCGACUUUCAACAGUAAGUUUCUAAGAGGCUAUAAUUGUAGUUUGUUCUAUAACUGUAGUUUGUCCUGUAACUGUAGUUUGUUCUGUAACUGUAGUUUGUUCUAUAACUGUAGUUUGUUCUAUAACGGUAGUUUGUUCUAUGACUGUAGUUUGUUAUAUGACUAGUUUUUUCUAUGACUGUAGUUUGUUAUAUGACUAGUUUUUUCUAUGACUGUAGUUUGUUCUAUGACUGUAGUUUGUUCUAUGACUGUAGUUUGAUCUAUGACUGUAUUUUGUUCUAAUACUGUAGUUUGUUCUAUGACUGUAGUUUGAUCUAUGACUGUAGUUUGUUCUAUGACUGUAGUUUGAUCUAUGACUGUAGUUUGUUCUAUGACUGUAGUUUGAUCUAUGACUGUAGUUUGUUCUAUGACUGUAGUUUGUUCUGUGACUGUAGUUUGAUCUAUGACUGUAGUUUGUUCUAUGACUGUAGUUUGUUCUGUGACUGUAGUUUGAUCUACGACUGUAGUUUGUUCUAUGACUGUAGUUUGUUCUAUGACUGUAGUUUGAUCUAUGACUGUAGUUUGUUCUAUGACUGUAGUUUGAUCUGUGACUGUAGUUUGUUCUAUGACUGUAGUUUGAUCUAUGACUGUAGUUUGUUUUACGACCGUAGUUUGUUUCUAUGACUGUAGUUUGUUUUACGACUGUAGUUUGUUCCAUAACUGUAGUUUGUUCCAUAAGUGUAGUUUGUUCUAUAACUCUAGUUUGCUCUAUGACUGUAGUUUGAUCUAUGACUGUAGUUUGUUCUAUGACUGUAGUUUGUUCUGUGACUGUAGUUUGAUCUACGACUGUAGUUUGUUCUAUGACUGUAGUUUGUUCUAUGACUGUAGUUUGAUCUAUGACUGUAGUUUGUUCUAUGACUGUAGUUUGAUCUGUGACUGUAGUUUGUUCUAUGACUGUAGUUUGAUCUAUGACUGUAGUUUGUUUUACGACCGUAGUUUGUUUCUAUGACUGUAGUUUGUUUUACGACUGUAGUUUGUUCCAUAACUGUAGUUUGUUCCAUAAGUGUAGUUUGUUCUAUAACUCUAGUUUGCUCUAUAACUAUAGUUUGUUCUAUGACUAGUUUGUAAUAUGACUGUAGUUUGUUCUAUGUUUGUACUUUCUGCUAUGACUGUAGUUUGUUCUAUAACUGUAGUUUAUUCUAUAACUGCAGUUUGUUCUAUAAUGUAUAUCUGUUGUGGUAUUAUAUAGCACGCUAUAUUUAAAUGGUUACAUUUUUAACUGCUAAAAAAUUCUCAUUUAAAUUAUUCUUCUUGACCAUUGACCAUAGCACCAUGCUCGUUUGAUAGCAUAUAGCAUUUGUAGCACAUACUCAUUUAAUAGCAUAUAAUCAUUUAGUAACAUAUAAUCAUUUGGUAGCAUAUAAUAAUUUGGUAGCACAUAACCAUUUGGAAGCAUAUAAGCAUUUGUAGCACAUAAUCAUUUGAUACCACUUAAUCAUUGACUGUUACAAUUUCACUGCACCGGUCAUUUGACAUCAAUGAUGUAUUUCAAAAACUGGACUUUCCUAUUUCAAGAUUAUAAAAUCUUUUGGAUCGUGGACGAUAACAUCCAAUGGGCUCGACGCCUGGGACGAAGCCACGUGGUCCCUACAGAGUGUCAUGGAGAAGGUGGCGCCCCUCGAUCUGGGUGCCUUCUUCUCGGUAGAGAUGUACCCCGAUAUGACAGAUGGCACCAGAUUCCUGCCUGUGGUAAGGCUUUCAUGCUAACUGAUAAAGUUAGUUAACAAAUACUCUAACCUUAACCCUAACCCUUUCAUGCUAACUGAUAAAGUUAGUUAAAAAAAUACUCUAACCCUAAUCCUAACCCUUUCAUGCUAACUGAUAAAGUUAGUUAAAAAAAUACCCUAACCCUUUCAUGCUAACUGAUAAAGUUAGUUAAAAAAAUACCCUAACCCUUUCAUGCUAACUGAUAAAGUUAGUUUAACAAAUACUCUAACGCUAACCCUAAACCUAACCCAGAGUGAGGCUGUCAUUACACUGUACUCAUAAAAACAACCUUUCCUAACAGUUUACUUCUGGACUUUUCACGUCGAACCCCUUGUUUUUAUUGGCGGAUGACGGCUUGAGUGAAGUGAUGAGGACUUCCUCUCAUGCCUUGGAGAAGUUUGAUCCAACUUUUGAUCCAUCAAAACUCUCAGAGGUUCUGGAGUUUGAAAAGAAACUGAUGCAGGUACUGUUCACCUCUUACAGCCAAUCAAUAUCCAUAGAUACACUGAUAUGAUGACUUUGAUUUUGAAGACGUGUGUUAAUCAGUUGCCACACCUGGCUGACCAGGUCAAGAUCAGUGAGCCAUGAAGAAAAAUGUAUUGUUUCAUUGUUAUUUUGAUGGGAAAAUUAUUAGUAAAAUCUUCAAUGGGCGCAACUCUAUGUUUUCAAAAUGCAAUGCUUUCCAAAGACUUUCUGUCUUAGUGUUAGAUCCAGACAUACAUUAGCUUAAGAUCACGACCUACAUGCAAUAGGAAUUAAAUUAUUGGAUUGAUGUACAUGUGUGUGUUGAAGUACACAUUACAAUUAUUCCUGUAACAUGCUCAUGUUUUGUAAUCAUCUCAUGUGAUGUAAUCAUAUCAUGUGCUGUAAUCAUCUCAUGCGAUGUGAUAAUCUCAUGUGCUGUAAUCAUCUCAUGUGCUGUGAUCAUCUCAUGUGAUGUAAUCAUCUCAUGUGCUGUGAUCAUCUCAUGUGAUGUGAUCAUCUCAUGUGCUGUAAUCAUCUCAUGUGAUGGGAUAAUCUCAUGUGCUGUAAUCAUCUCAUGUGCUGUGAUCAUCUCAUGUGCUGUAAUCAUCUCAUGUGAUGUAAUCAUAUCAUGUGCUGUGAUCAUCUCAUGUGCUGUGAUCAUCUCAUGUGCUGUAAUCAUCUCAUGUGCUGUAAUCAUCUCAUGUGAUGUAAUCAUAUCAUGUGUUGUAAUCAUAUCAUGUGAUGUGAUCAUCUCAUGUGAUGUAAUCAUCUCAUGUGCUGUAAUCAUAUCAUGUGCUGUGAUCAUCUCAUGUGAUGUAAUCAUCUCAUGUGAUGUAAUCAUCUCAUGUGCUGUGAUCAUCUCAUGUGAUGUAAUCAUCUCAUGUGCUAUGAUCAUCUCACGUGAUGUAAUCAUCUCGUGUGCUGUAAUCAUCUCAUGUGAUGUACUCAUCUCAUGUUAUGUAAUCAUAUCAUGUGCUGUGAUCAUCUCAUGUGAUGUAAUCAUCUCAUGUGCUGUAAUCAUAUCAUGUGCUGUAAUCAUAUCAUGUGCUGUAAUCAUCUCAUGUUAUGUAAUCAUCUCAUGUGCUGUAAUCAUAUCAUGUGCUGUAAUCAUCUCAUGUUAUGUAAUCAUCUCAUGUUAUGUAAUCAUCUCAUGUGAUGUAAUGAUAUGUGAUGUAAUGAUAUCAUGUGAUGUAAUCAUCUCAUGUUAUGUAAUCAUAUCAUGUGAUGUAAUCCUCUCAGCUGCUGUAUUUAUCUCAUGUUCUGUAUUAACCUUAUGUGCUGUAAUCAUCUCAUGUGCUGUAAUCAUCUCAUGUGCUGUAAUCAUGAUGUUCUCAGCUCAAAAACAAGUAUGAGUGGAUGCCCUUGAGACAAGCAAGUCAGAUAACUCUGGGCUCGUUUCUGGCAUCAUUUGGCACAUGGGUAAGUUUUUCAAAUUUUUUUUUUAACUGACAAAAUUGAAAAGAUCCACAAUUGUUAAGAUUAGGAUCCCCCCGCUCCAUCUCAAGUCCAUGCACACCUAACUGCAAAGUAUACAAUUACACCACUAUACAAUUAUACAGCUAUACAAUUAUACCGCUAUACAAUUAUAACGCUAUUCAAUUAUACCGCUAUACAAUUAUACCGCUAUACAAUUAUACCACUAUACAAUUAUACCAUUAUAGAAUUACACCACUAUACAUUUAAACCACUAUACAAUGAUACCGCUAUACAAUUAUACCACUAUACAAUGAUACCGCUAUACAAUUAUACCUCUAUACAAUGAUACUGCUAUACACUUAUACUACUAUAUAAUUAUCCCACCACAAUUAUUCCGCUAUAUAAUUAUACCACUAUACAAUUACACCACUAUACAAUUAUGCCGCUAUACAAUUACACUGCUAUACAAUUACACCGUUAUACAAUUAUGCCACUAUACAAUUAUACCACUAUAAAAUUACACCACUAUACAUUUACACCACUAUACAAUUAUACCACUAUACGACCACACUGCCACAGAACUAAACAAAUCAUUUGGUCAGUGUUUUCCCAACUGUUUCCCAAGAUUGAUCUCAAGAAGUACCUCAAAAUUUUCUACAGCCGAGAUAUUCCGGCAGAUACGCCUGUGUAUUGUACGUCUCUGGAGUUUUACAAAGAGCUUGAUAAAGUCAUCAGUGCUACCAACAAGGAGUGGGUGCAGUAUCACUUGGGUUGUGGGGGAGUGUGUGCCUGUGUGUGUGUGGAGUAGGUACUUGAUAAAGUCAUCAGUGCUACCAACAAGGAGUGGGUACAGUAUCACAUGGGUUGUGGGGGAGUGUGUGUGUGUGGAUUAGGCGCUUGAUAAAGCCAUCAGUGCUACCAACAAGGAGUGGGUGCAGUAUCACAUGGGUUGUGUGGGGGUGUGGGUGUGGAGUAGGUGCUUGAUAAAGUCAUCAGUUCUAGCAAUGAGGAGAGCAUGCAAUUGGUUGUGUAGGGGUGUGUGUGGAUGUGGAGUAGGUGCAAUAUCACAUGCUUGUGUGGGGUGUGUGUGUGUGGAGGAGGUGCAAUAUCACAUGGUUGUGUGGGGUGUGUGGAGUAUGUGCAAUAUUACAUGGUUGUGUGGGGUGUGUGUGUGGAGGAGGUGCAAUAUUACAUGGUUGUGUGGGGUGUGUGUGGAGGAGGUGCAAUAUUACAUGGUUUUGUGGGGUGUGUGUAUGGAGGAGGUUCAAUAUUACAUGGUUGUGUGGGGUGUGUGUGUGGAGGAGGUUCAAUAUUACAUGGUUGUGUGGGGUGUUUGUGGUGGGGGUGCAAUAUUACAUGGUUGUGUAGGGUGUGUGUGUGGAGUCGGUUCAAUAUUACAUGGUUGAGGGGGGUGUGUAGUGUGUGUGGAGGAGGUGCAAUAUUACAUGGUUGUGUGGGGUGUGUGUGUGGAGGAGGUGCAAUAUUACAUGGUUGUGUGGGGUGUGUGUGUGGAGGAGGUUCAAUAUUACAUGGUUGGGUGGGGUGUUUGUGGAGGAGGUGCAAUAUUACAUGGUUGUGUGGGGUGUGUGUGUGGAGGAGGUUCAAUAUUACAUGGUUGUGUGGGGUGUGUGUGUGGAGGAGGUGCAAUAUUACAUGGUUGUGUGGGGUGUGUGGAGUAUGUGCAAUAUAACAUGGUCUGUAAAAAGAUGGCUGUUUGCACUGUCUUGUCACUGUAUAAAGUGACAUGUUGCACUGUCUUAUUGCAAUGUCUUGUUGCAAUGUCUUGCUGCAGUGUCUUGUUGCUAUAUCUUGUUGCAAUGUCUUUUUGCAGUAUCUUUUUGCAAUGUCUCAUUUAGAGACCGACCGAAAGUGAUUUUCUGAUUUCGGCUGAAGCUGAAAAUAGGCUGAAGUGUAAAAUGACUUUCGUCCGAAACCGAAAAUAGGCCGAAAGUUUAAAAAUGACUUUCGGCCAAAACCGAAAAAAGGCAGAAAGUUAAAAAUAACUCUCGACCGAAACCGAAGCCAAAACCGAAAAUGAAAUAUUUAGAUAUUUUGAAAUUCGUUCCCGCAUACAGUCUGCAUACAUCGAAAAUGAUGGGGGAAAGAUAAAUAUUUACAUUCUUUUUAUAAAAAAAUGAGAUAAUCGUGAAUAUUAAUAAAUAAACAUCUAAUAUAACAUCUUGUUGUUAAAGAUCGCUUAGUUUGUUGUGAAAGAUCGUUCAGUUUUUUGCUAACGAUCGCUUUAUUUGUUCUAAAAGAUCGGUUAGUUUGUUCAUAAAGAUUGCUUAAAUUGUUGUUAAAAAUAGUUUAUUUUGUUUUUUAAGAUCGCUUAGUAUGUUCUUAAAGAUCGCUUAGUUUUUGUUUAAAGAUCUUUUAGUUUGUUAUUAAAGAUCAUUUACUUUGAUCACAAAAGAUUGCUAAGUUUUUUCUUAAAGAUUGCUUAGUUUGUGUUAUUAAAAGAUCAUUUAGUUUGUUCAUAAAGAUCGCUUAGUUUGUUGUUAAAAAUCCAUUUAUUUUGCUUUUAAAGAUUGCUUAGUUUUUAUUUAAAGUCAUUUAGUUUGUUCACAAAAGAUCGCUAAGUUUUUUCUUAAAGAUCGCUUAGUUUUUGUUAUUGAAAGUUUGUAUAGUUUGUUCAUAAAGAUCGCUUAGUUUGUUGUUCAAAAUCGUUUAUUUGUUUUUUAAGAUUGCUUAGUUUGUUCUUAAAGAUCGCUUAGUUUUUGUUUAAAGAUCUUUUAGUUUGUUAUUAAAGAUCAUAUUAAAGAUCAUUUAGUUUGUUCAAAAAAGAUAGCUAAGUUUUUUCGUUAAGAUAGCUUAGUUUGUGUUAUUAAAAGAUCGUUUAGUUAGUUCAUAAAGAUCAUUUAGUUUGUUCUUAAAGAUCAUUGAUUUUGUUCUUAAAUUAUGUUUAGUUGUUCAUAAAGAUCGCUUAUUUUGUUGUUGAAGAUUGCUUAUUUUUUUCAUAAUGAUCGCUUAGUUUGCUCUGAUAGAUAAUUGAUUUUGUUCCUUAAGAUCAAUUAGUUUGUUAUUUAAGAUCUUUUAGUUUGUUCCUGAAGAAUAUUUAGUUUUCUGUUAAGUUUAUUUUUAUAAAUUAUUUGGUUUACUAUUAAAGAUCAUUUGUUUUCUUCUUCAAGAUCAUUUAGUUCGCUCUUAAAAAUUGCUUAGUUUGUUCUUUAAGAUCAUUUAGUUUUUAUUAAACAUCACUUAGAUUGUUUCUUAAAGAUUGCUUAGUUUGUUUUAAAGAUCGUUUAGUUUGAUCUUAAAUGUCGCUUAGUUUGUUCUCAAAUCUCGCUUAAUUUGUUCUUAAAGAUCACUUUAUUUGAUUUUAAAGAUCACUUUAUUUGUUUUUAAAGAUCGUUUAGUUUGUACUUAAAGAUUUGCUUACUUUGCUCUUAAAGAGCGUUUAGUUUAUUCUUAAAUGUCGAUAAGUUUGUUGUUAAAUAUCGCUUUCGCUGAGUGUAAAAUGCCCGAAAACCUCAUUCACUUUCGUCCAGAUAGCCAAAAGUCUAAGUCAAUUUCGGCUGAAACCGAAAAAAAUCCGAAAGUUAACUUUCCUCUUUUGUCCGAAACCGAAAUUAAGCAGAAAGUUAACUUUCAGUUUCGGCCGAAACCGAAAUGGCCACUUUUGGCGCCGAAGCCGAAAUUCGGUCGGUCUCUAGUCUCAUUGCAAUGUCUUGUUGCAAUGUUUUGUCUUGUUGCAAUGUCUAUUGCACUGUCUUUUUGCAAUGUCUUGUCGCAGUAUCUUGUUGCAAAGUCUUGUUGCAUUGUCUAUUGCACUGUCUUUUUGCAAUGUCUUGUUGGCCAAUGUCUUGUUGCAGUGUCUUGUUGCAAUGUAUCAUCUUGUUCCAAUAUCUUGUUUCAAUGUCUUGUUGCAAUGUCUUAUUGUAAUGUCUUUUCUUGUUACAAUGUCUUGUUGCAGUGUCUUGUUGCAGUGUUUUGGUGCAAAGUCUUGUUGCAGUGUCUUGUUGCAGUGUCUUGUUGCAGUGUCUUGUUGCAGUGUCUUGUUGCAGUGUCUUGUUGCAGUGUCUUUUGCAGUGUCUUGUUGCAAUGUCUUGUUGCAAUGUCUUGUUGCAAUAAUUUGAAGGAGAGGAAGGAAAAAAUGGCAGAAUUUCCUCACACAGUCAAAGAAUGAAAGUGAUUGGAAGUACACCUACAGUGUCAAACAAAGAGGAAACGAUAUCGCAAAAUUGUAAAUUGUUAAUUUGGUUAGUUAAGUCUAAAGUCAACUAACCAAGUUUUUAAUAAAUAUAUUUUUCAUAUCGACCAUGAUAGGUUCUAAAUUAAUCUACUUAAAAACUUCACUGCAGUACAACCACCUCAGAAUUAGUUUUUUUUUUCUUUCCUUUUGUUGGCAUGAUUGAAUUUUAAUAAAUUCCUUUUCAGGUUAUUGGCCAACUAUAUUAUUUGGCAUGUAUUUUCAAAGUUCAGAGGUUCUGCUAAUUUUGUGAAUGUUAACGAGGAAUCGCGAUGGAAGACUUGUUUGGGAACCCUACGCGAGCACAUGGGUCACGCACUCAGCGCUCCGUUUGUUGAAGACUACUUUCCUAUUGAAGUCAGAGAACAGGUUGGACCAUUUUUUGUUCAAAAUUCAUUUUAGUAAGUAACUAAAUAUAAAUCUAUGAUACACUCCUCUGACCUUCCAGUUACAACGUCAUGAUGCUAGACACCACACUACACCAAUCUUGUCACUACAACAUCAGGCCACUAUCACAGUCCAACCCUUGACACCACACUGCACCAAGGGCCCUCAAUCAAUCAGAUGACAAGAGCCCCACUAUCCAUCAGAUCAUAAGGGCCCACUAACCAUCAGAUCACAAGGGCCCAGCAUCCAUCAGAUCACAAAGGCCCACUAGCCAUCAGAUCACAAGGGCUCACUAUCCAUCAGAUCACAAGGGCCCACUAUCCAUCAGAUCACAAAGGCCCACUAUCCAUCAAAUCACAAAGGCACACUAUCCAUCAGAUCACAAAGGCCCACUAUCCAUUAGAUCACAAAGGCCCACUAUCCAUCAGAUCACAAAGGCCCACUAUCCAUCAGAUCACAAAGGCCCACUAUCCAUCAGAUCACAAAGGCCCACUAUCCAUCAGAUCACAAAGGCCCACUAUCCAUCAGAUCACAAAGGCCCACUAUCCAUCAGAUCACAAAGGCCCACUAUCCAUCAGAUCACAAAGGCCCACUAUCCAUCAGAUCACAAAGGCCCACUAUCCAUCAGAUCACAAAGGCCCACUGUCCAUCAGAUCACAAAGGCCCACUAUCCAUCAGAUCACAAAUGCCCACUAUCCAUCAGAUCACAAAGGCUCACUAUCCAUCAGAUCACAAAGGCCCACUAUCCAUCAGAUCACAAAGGCCCACUAUCCAUCAGAUCACAAAGGCCCACUAACCAUCAGAUCACAAAGGCCCACUAUCCAUCAGAUCACAAAGGCCCACUAUCCAUCAGAUCACAAGUAUGUUUACCAAGAUCAAGUCACAGUUUUCCCAGAAUGUCAAGAGACUAAAAUGGAUGGACAAGCUAACCUCGGAGAUGGUGUUAAAAAAGUUGGAGGCCAUGAGCAUAUCCAGCGGUUAUCCUGACUGGAUCCUGCAGUCCAACAAACUCGAUGAUUUCUACAAGGCCUACAAUGUCACCAACGGAGAGCUGCUCUACAGCCACCUCAGUCUGGUGCAGCAGUCCCACGCUCAGUUAGCGAAAGACACGCUCAGCAAAUUUGACAAGACUCAGUAUGUUUUAGUGUAGAAUAUUGGCUUAUUUUUUAAAAAAUGAAUAGAUAAAGUCUUCUACUCUUCUUUCAUUCGCCUUUUAAAAACAGUCACAACCAGCAGGGUAGUUAGAGCUUAUCACACCCGGGGUGGCCAGGUAGAGCUUAUGACACCUGAGGUGGCCAGUAGGGUUGGUAGAGCUUAUCUCAUCCAGGGUGGCCAGUAGGGUUGGUAAUGCUUAUCACACCCGGGGUGGCCAGGUAGAGCUUAUCACUCCCAUGGUGGCCAGUAGGGUUGGUAGAGCUUAUCACACCCAGGGUGGCCAGUAGGGUUAGUAGAGCUUAUCUCACCUAGGAUGGCCAGUAGGGUUGGUAAUGCUUAUCACACCCGGGGUGGCCAGGUAGAGCUUAUCACACCCGGGGUGGCCAGUAGGGUUGGUAGAGCUUAUCACACCCGGGGUGGCCAGGUAGAGCUUUUCACACCCGGUGUGGCCAGUAGGGUUGGUAGAGCUUAUCACACCCAGGGUGGCCAGUAGGGUUGGUAAUGCUUUUCACACCCGGGGUGGCCAGGUAGAGCUUAUCACACCCGGGGUGGCCAGUAGGGUUGGUAGAGCUCAUCACACCCGGGGUGGCCAGGUAGAGCUUAUCACACCCGUGGUGGCCAGUAGGGUUGGUAGAGCUUAUCACACCCGGGUGGCCAGGUAGAGCUUAUCACACCUCGGGGUGGCCAGGUAGAGCUUACGUUGCCUGAAAUCUCUCAAGUUUUUUUUACCUCUUUUUGUCUUGUUUUCUGAUGAAGGCUCUAAGCUGAAAUGUCUAAAUCGUUUGUCCUGUUUAUGAAUUCAAGUUUGGCAUAACUUGUUCUUAUAUUUGUUUUUAUGUAAUGGACACAAAAAAAUGCAAUUGUUAAAACUGUGAGGCUUGGGUCGACCACAUUCUCUGCCCUACUUCAUCUGACAAUGAUUCCAGCCGUGGUAUGCCAGCUGCAAUUCCUCCUUGGUGUUAAAUAUUUUCAAAGUUUAUAUCUGUUGGUACAGUUAGUUUCUGUUGCUUGUACUAAUCAUGACUACUAGCUCCCCCCCUUCCCAACUUAUGUCAGUAGUUUAUAUUUUCCUGUUCAUCUGUUUAUGAAAUCUUCAUAUGGCUGGUUCUGACGGAAUAAACUGAUGUCCUAGAUUAUUGCAUUCAGCAAUUAGAAAAUGAAAAAAAAAAAUACAAAGCCAUUUUGUUUACAACUCUGAGGUAGCUAUUUUGUUAAAACUAUGAGGAAGCCAUUUUGUUAAAUUAUGAGGAAGUCAUUUUGUUAAAACUAUGAGAAAGCCAUUUUGUUAAACUAUGAGAAUUUUGUUUACAACUGUUAUUUUCCCAGGUGGUUGUUUUCUCCGGAUGUAGUAAAGGUGGUGUACCACAGGUUUACUAACGUCAUUGUGGUGACAGCGGCUUUCCUCUACCCUGCGGAACAAAUUCUCAUCUGGCCAACGUGAGUACAACAAAGAACUCAUUGGUUUUUUCAUUUGUUGUUUUUCUUUGUUGACAAAUAUGAAGGAUUAGUAGACUUUAUCUGAAGGAUUGAUAAACUUGAUCUGAAGCAUAAGUAGACUUUAGCGGAAGGAUUGAUAAACUUGAUCUGAAGCAUAAGUAGACUUUAGCGGAAGGAUAAGUAGACUUUGUCUGAAAAAGGAUUAGUAGGCACUAUGCCUAUGAUUUGUUUGCCUUCUGUCAGGCACUAUGUCUAUGAUUUGUUUGCCUUCUGUCAGGGACUAUGUCUAUGAUUUGUUUGCCUUCUGUCAGGCACUAUGUCUAUGAUUGUUUGCCUUCUGUCAGGGACUAUGUCUAUGAUUUGUUUGCCUUCUGUCAGGCACUAUGUCUAUGAUUUGUUUGCCUUCUGUCAGGCCCUAUGUCUAUGAUUUGUUUGCCUUCCAUUAGCCCCUAUGUCUAUGAUUUGUUUGCCUUCUGUCAGGCACUAUGUCUAUGAUUUGUUUGCCUUCCAUUAGCCCCUAUGUCUAUGAUUUGUUUGCCUUCUGUCAGGCACUAUGCCUAUGGUUUGUUUGCCUUCCUUCAGGCACUAUGCCUAUGAUUUGUUUGCCUUCUGUCAGGCACUAUGUCUAUGAUUUUUUUGCCUUCCUUCAGGCACUAUGCCUAUGAUUUGUUUGCCUUCCUUCAGGCACUAUGCCUAUGAUUUGUUUGCCUUCUGUCAGGCACUAUGUCUAUGAUUUGUUUGCCUUCUGUCAGGCCCUAUGUCUAUGAUUUGUUUGCCUUCCAUCAGCCCCUAUGUCUAUGAUUUGUUUGCCUUCCGUCAGCCCCUAUGUCUAUGAUUUGUUUGCCUUCCGCCAGGCACUAUGUCUAUGAUUUGUUUGUCUUCCGUCAGGCACUAUGUCUAUGAUUUGUUUGCCUUCCAUUAGCCCCUAUGUCUAUGAUUUGUUUGCCUUCUGUCAGGCACUAUGUCUAUGAUUUGUUUGCCUUCUGUCAGGCACUAUGUCUAUGAUUUGUUUGCCUUCCAUCAGCCCCUAUGUCUAUGAUUUGUUUGCCUUCCAUCAGCCCCUAUGUCUAUGAUUUGUUUGCCUUCCAUCAGGCACUAUGUCUAUGAUUUGUUUGCCUUCUGUCAGGCACUAUGUCUAUGAUUUGUUUGCCUUUCGUCAGGCCCUAUGUCUAUGGCGCUAUUGGGUUUGCCAUUGCUCACGAGAUGACCCACGCCUUCGAUAAUGACGGGAUUAUGCUAGAUGAGAAUGGGAAAAAAAUGGAGUUGCCAUCCAUGUCUGCUGCAGACUUCUUCAAGGACAGCCCGUGUUUUAUUGACCACUACAGCUCCUAUAACAUUGAAGGCUUCCCGGUGAGUCUGUGUUUUAUUGACCACUACAGCUCCUAUAACAUUGAAGGCUUCCCAGAGAGUCUGUGUUUCAUUGACCACUACAGUUACUAUAACAUUUAAGGCUUCCCGGUGAGUCUGUGUUUUAUUGACCACUACAGCUCCUAUAACAUUGAAGGCUUCCCAGAGAGUCUGUGUUUCAUUGACCACUACAGUUACUAUAACAUUUAAGGCUUCCCGGUGAGUCUGUGUUUUAUUGACCACUACAGUUACUAUAACAUUCAAGGCUUCCCGGUGAGUCUGUGUUUCAUUGACCACUACAGUUACUAUAACAUUCAAGGCUUCCCGGUGAGUCUGUGUUUCAUUGACCACUACAGCUCCUAUAACAUUGAAGGCUUCCCGGUGAGUCUGUGUUUUAUUGACCACUACAGCUCCUAUAACAUUGAAGGCUUCCCGGUGAGUCUGUGUUUUAUUGACCACUACAGCUCAUAUAACAUUGAAGGCUUCCCAGUGAGUCUGUGUUUUAUUGACCACUACAGCUCCUAUAACAUUGAAUGCUUCCCGGUGAGUCUGUGUUUCAUUGACCACUACAGUUACUAAAACAUUCAAGGCUUCCCUGUGAGUCUGUGUUUUAUUGACCAUUACAGUUACUAUAACAUUGAAGGCUUCCCGGUGAGUCUGUGUUAUAUUGACCACUACAGAUUAGAAUUAUGCUACAGGUAUGCAACAAUGAUACAACAUUAGUUUACAUUUUUUAAAAUAAUCAUUAAGCCUUAAGGAAAUAUCAUUUUUCUUAUAGCCCCCGCCCCCUCCCCCCCUCCAAAUUUUGUUGUUGAUUACAACCAAUACUUUUGUACUUCCUGUUGUCUUACCCACAAUUCCUAGGUUAGUAUCAUGUGUCUGUUUUCUUACUUAUUUUCAUCUCAUAGUAAAGUAAGGUAGACUGACUUACUUAAGUCCAUGUGAUGGUAGACCGAUUCACGUAUGUGCACGUCACAGUAGACUAAGGUAGACUGACUCACCUAUGUGCAUGUCCUAGUAGACUUAGGUAGACUGACUCACAUAUGUGCUAAUCACAGUAGACUUAGGUAGACUGACUCACCUAUGUGCAUGUCCUAGUAGACUUAGGUAGACUGACUCACCUAUGUGCUAGUCACAGUAGACUUAGGUAGACUGACUCACCUAUGUGCAUGUCCUAGUAGACUUAGGUAGACUGACUCACCUAUGUGCAUGUCACAGUAGACUAAGGUUGGCUAAAUUAUUUAUGUGCAUGUCAGAGUAGGCGAGGUAGAAUGACUUACUCAUGUGCAGGUCACAGUAGACUUAGGUAGACUGACUCACCUAUGUGCAUGUCAAAGUAGACUAAGGUAGACUGACUCACCUAUGUGCAUGUCCUAGUAGACUUAGGUAGACUGACUCACCUAUGUGCAUGUCACAGUAGACGUAGGUAGACUGACUUACUUAUGUGCAUGUCCUAGUAGACUUAGAUAGACUGAUUCACUUAUGUGCAUGUCACAGUAGACUUGGGUAGACUGAGUUACCUAUUGUACAUGUAACAGUAGGCUGAGGUAGACUGUAAAAAGAGUAUUGAUAUUACACCAUACUUUGUCUCCAUACAGCUGAAUGGGCUCAUGUUCUAGUAAGCUGAGUUAGACUGUUAAAAGGGUAUUGAUAUUACGCCAUACUUUGUCUCCAUACAGCUGAAUGGGCUCAUGUUCUAGUCAGCUGAGUUAGACUGUUAAAAGGGUAUUGAUAUUACGCCAUACUUUGUCUCCAUACAGCUGAAUGGGCUCAUGUUCUAGUCAGCUGAGUUAGACUGUUAAAAGGGUAUUGAUAUUACACCAUACUUUGUCUCCAUACAGCUGAAUGGGCUCAUGUUCUAGUCAGCUGAGUUAGACUGUUAAAAGGGUAUUGAUAUUACGCCAUACUUUGUCUCCAUACAGCUGAAUGGGCUCAUGUUCUAGUAAGCUGAGUUAGACUGUUAAAAGGGUAUUGAUAUUACGCCAUACUUUGUCUUCAUACAGCUGAAUGGGCUCAUGUUCUAGUCAGCUGAGUUAGACUGUUUAAAGGGUAUUGAUAUUACGCCAUACUUUGUCUUCAUACAGCUGAAUGGGCUCAUGUUCUAGUCAGCUGAGUUAGACUGUUAAAAGGGUAUUGAUAUUAUGCCAUACUUUGUCUCCAUACAGCUGAAUGGGCUCAUGUUCUAGUAAGCUGAGUUAGACUGUUUAAAGGGUAUUGAUAUUACGCCAUACUUUGUCUCCAUACAGCUGAAUGGGCUCAUGUUCUAGUCAGCUGAGUUAGACUGUUAAAAGGGUAUUGAUAUUAUGCCAUACUUUGUCUCCAUACAGCUGAAUGGGCUCAUGUUCUAGUAGGCUGAGGUAGACUGUUCCAAGGGUAUUGAUAUUACGCCAUACUUUGUCUCCAUACAGCUGAAUGGGCUCAUGUUCUAGUAAGCUGAGUUAGACUGUUAAAAGGGUAUUGAUAUUACGCCAUACUUUGUCUUCAUACAGCUGAAUGGGCUCAUGUUCUAGUCAGCUGAGUUAGACUGUUUAAAGGGUAUUGAUAUUACGCCAUACUUUGUCUUCAUACAGCUGAAUGGGCUCAUGUUCUAGUCAGCUGAGUUAGACUGUUAAAAGGGUAUUGAUAUUAUGCCAUACUUUGUCUCCAUACAGCUGAAUGGGCUCAUGUUCUAGUAAGCUGAGUUAGACUGUUUAAAGGGUAUUGAUAUUACGCCAUACUUUGUCUCCAUACAGCUGAAUGGGCUCAUGUUCUAGUCAGCUGAGUUAGACUGUUAAAAGGGUAUUGAUAUUAUGCCAUACUUUGUCUCCAUACAGCUGAAUGGGCUCAUGUUCUAGUAGGCUGAGGUAGACUGUUCCAAGGGUAUUGAUAUUACGCCAUACUUUGUCUCCAUACAGCUGAAUGGGCUCAUGUUCUAGUAGGCUGAGGUAAACUGUUCCAAGGGUAUUGAUAUUACAGCAUACUUUGUCUCCAUACAGCUGAAUGGCCUGGAGACUUUGAGUGAGAAUGUUGCUGACAGUGGCGGUCUCAUGUUGGCCUACAAGGCUGCCAAGGAAGAGCACUCUAACGCCAAGAUGUUGCCAGGAUUAAAUUACACGCUUAAUCAGCUGUUUUUUAUAGGGUACAGCCAGGUACAGUACACAUAAUCAGCUGUUCUUUCAAGGGUACAGCCAGGUACCACACACAUAAUUAGCUAUUCUUUUUAGGGUACAACCAGGUGUGGUGCUCGAAUACAUAACGAUACAGUCCAAACGUACGGUAGUUUAAUUGUAAUACAGGGGCUUAUAAUUAACUAACUAUCUCAAUUAACUUUUUAAUGGACACAUUUCAUAUUUUUGAAGCAAAAACGCAUUAUAGUGAAGGCGCGAAUAUAAGCAUGAAGUGGUGAGGAACGACUGUACACCAAUAUUAAGUAGAGAGCUGUACCACUGACUGCAGACACCAAUAAGUAGAGAGCUGUACCACUGACUGCAUACACCAAUAAGUAGAGCGGUGUACCACUGACUGCAGACACCAAUAAGUAGAGAGGUGUACCACUAACUGCAGACACCAAUAAGUAGAGAUGUGUACCACUGAUUGCAAACACCAAUAAGUAGAGAGGUGUACCACUGACUGCAGACACCAUUAAGUAGAGAUGUGUACCACUGACUGCCUACACCAAUAAGUAGAGAUGUGUACCACUGACUGCAGACACCAAUUAGUAGAGAUGUGUACCACUGACUGCAUACACCAAUAAGUAGAGAUGUGUACCACUGACUGCAGACACCAAUAAGUAGAGAUGUGUACCACUGACUGCAUACACCAAUAAGUAGAGAGGUGUACCACUGACUGCAUACACCAAUAAGUAAAGAUGUGUACCACUGACUGCAUACACAAAUAAGUAGAGAUGUGUACCACUGACUGCCGACACCAAUAAGUAGAGAGGUGUACCACUGACUGCAUACACCAAUAAGUAGAGAUGUGUACCACUGACUGCAUAUACCAAUAAGUAGAGAUGUGUACCACUGACUGCAUAUAUUAAUAAGUAGAUAUGUGCACCACUGACUGCAUACACCAAUAAGUAGAGAUGUGUACCACUGACUGCAUAUACCAGUAAGUAGAGAUGUGUACAACUGACUGCAUAUAUAAAUAAGUAGAGAUGUGUACCACAGACUUCAGACUCCAAUAAGUAGAGAUGUGUACCACUGACUGCAUACACCAAUAAGUAGAGGGGUGUACCACUGACUGCAUACACCAAUAAGUAGAGAUGUGUACCACUGACUGCAGACACCAAUAAGUAGAGAGCUGUACCACUGACUGCAUAUAUUAAUAAGUAGAUAUGUGUACCACUGACUGCAUACACCAAUAAGUAGAGAUGUGUACCACUGACUGGAUAUACCAAUAAGUAGAGAUGUGUACCACUGACUGCAUAUACCAAUAAGUAGAGAUGUGUACCACUGGCUGCAUAUAUAAAUAAGUAGAGAUGUGUACCACAUACUUCAGACACCAAUAAGUAGUGAUGUGUACCACUGACUGCAUACACCAAUAAGUAGAGGGGUUUACCACUGACUGCAUACACCAAUAAGUAGAGAUGUGUACCACUGACUGCAGACAUCAAUUAGUAGAGUGGUGUACCACUGACUGCAGACACCAAUAAGUAGUGAUGUGUACCACUGACUGCAGACACCAAUAAGUAGAGAUGUGUACCACUGACUGCAGACAUCAAUUAGUACAGAUGUGUACCACUGACUGCAUACACCAAUAAAAAGAGUGGUGUACCACUGACUGCAUACACCAAUAAGUAGAGAUGUGUGCCAAUGAUUGCAGACACCAAUAAGUAGAGAGGUGUACCACUGACUGCGGACACCAAUAAGUAGUGAUGUGUACCACUGACUGCAGACACCAAUAAGUAGAGAUGUGUACCACUGACUGCAUACACCAAUAAGUAGAGAGGUGUACCACUGACUGCACACCAAUAAGUAGAGAUGUGUACCACUGACUGCAGACACCAAUAAGUAGAGAUGUGUACCAUUGACUGCAUAUACCAAUAAGUAGAGAUGUGUACCACUGACUGCAUACACCAAUAAGUAGAGAGGUGUACCACUGACUGCAGACACCAAUAAGUAGAGAUGUGUACCACUGACUGCAUACACCAAUAAGUAGAGAGGUGUACCACUGACUGCACACCAAUAAGUAGAGAUGUGUACCACUGACUGCAGACACCAAUAAGUAGAGAUGUGUACCAUUGACUGCAUAUACCAAUAAGUAGAGAUGUGUAACACUGACUGCAUACACCAAUAAGUAGAGAGGUGUACCACUGACUGCAUACACCAAGAAGUAGAGAUUUGUACCACUGACUGCAUACACCAAUAAGUAGAGAGGUGUACCACUGACUGCAGACAACAAUACGUAGAGGGGUGUACCACUGACUGCAUACACCAAAAUGUAGAGAGGUGUUCCACUGACUGCAUACACCAAUAAGUAGAGAGGUGUACCACUGACUGCAUACACCAAUAAGUAGAGAGGUGUACCACUGACCGCACACCAAUAAAUAGAGAGGUGUACCACUGACUGCAUACACCAAUAAGUAGAGAGGUGUACCACUGAGUGCACACCAAUAAGUAGAGAGGUGUACCACUGACUGCGGACACCAAUAAGUAGAGGGGUGUACCACUGACUGCAGACACCAAUAAGUAGAGAGGUGUAUUACUGACUGCAGACACCAAUAAGUAGAGAUGUGUACCACUGACAGCAUAUACCAAUAAGUAGAGAUGUGUACCACUUACUGCAUAUACCAAUAAGUAGAGAUGUGUUCCACUGACUGCAUAUACCAAUAAGUAGAGAUGUGUACCACAGACUUCAGACACCAAUAAGUAGAGAUGUGUACCACUGACUGCAUAUACCAAUAAGUAGAGAUGUGUAUUACUGACUGCAUAUACCAAUUAGUAGAGAUGUGUACCACUGACUGCAUACACCAAUAAGUAGAGAGGUGUACAACAGACUGCAUAUACCAAUAAGUAGAGAUGUGUACCACUGACUGCGGACACCAAUAAGUAGAGAGGUGUACCACUGACCGCAUAUACCAAUAAGUAGAGAUGUGUACCAUUGACUGCAUACACAAAUAAGUAGAGAUGUGUACCACUGACUGCAUAUACCAAUAAGUUGAGAUGUGUACCACUGACAGCAUAUACCAAUAAGUAGAGGGCUGUACCACUGACUGCAUAUACCAAUAAGUAGAGAUGUGUACCACUGACUGCAGACACCAAUAAGUAGAGAUGUGUAACACUGACUGCAUACACCAAUAAGUAUUGAUGUGUACCACUGACUGCAUAUACCAAUAAGUAGAGAUGUGUACCACUGACUGCAUACACCAAUAAGUAGAUUGCUGUACCACUGACUGCAUAUACCAAUAAGUAGAGAUGUGUACCACUGACUGCAUACACCAAUAAGUAGAGAUGUGUACCACAGACUUCAGACACCAAUAAGUAGAGAUGUGUACCACAGACAUUAGACACCAAUAAGUAGAGAUGUGUACCACAUACUUCAGACACCAAUAAGUAGAGAUGUUUACCACAGACUUCAGACACCAAUAAGUAGAGAUGUGUACCAGUGACUGCCUACACCAAUAAGUAGAGAGGUGUACCACUGACUGCACACCAAUAAGUAGAGAUGUGUACCAGUGACUGCAUACACCAAUAAGUAGAGAGGUGUACCACUGACUGCAUAUACCAAUAAGUAGAGAGGUGUACCACUGACUGCACACCAAUAAGUAGAGAUUUGUACCAGUGACUGCCUACACCAAUAAGUAGAGUGGUGUACCACUGACUGCAUACACCAAUAAGUAGAGAGGUGUACCACUGACUGCAUAUACCAAUAAGUAGAGGGGUGUACCACUGACUGCAUACAUCAAUAAGUAGAGAUGUGUACCACUGACUGCUGACACCAAUAAGUAGAGUGGUGUACCACUGACUGCAGACACCAAUAAGUAGAGAGGUGUACCACUGAUUGCAUAUACCAAUAAGUAGAGAGGUGUACCACUGACUGCAUAUACCAAUAAGUAGAGAUGUGUACCACUGACUGCAUAUACCAAUAAGUUGAGAUGUGUACCACUAACUGCAGACACCAAUAAGUAGAGAUGUGUACCACUGACUACAUACACCAAUAAGUAGAGAUGUGUACCACUGACUGCAGACACCAAUAAGUAGAGAUGUGUACCACAGACUUCAGACACCAAUAAGUAGAGAGGUGUACCACAGACUUCAGACACCAAUAAGUAGAGAGGUGUCCACCUGACUGCUUGCACCAUGAGACAUAAAGAUUGAUGAUUCUUGUUGUAUUUCAACUUGUGUGUCAUCAGUUCAUGAUCAUGUAUUUGACAUGUUUUUAACAAUGAAAGGUUUAUGCAUGUACUUAGUACUUUCGUCUUUAAAUAACAGUAGCAUCUAUGUAAACAUAAUAAACAGGGAUUCUCAACCCAGGGUGUGUGGAACGCAGUGUCAGGUGGUUAGGGAGAAACCAGAAAAUUAAAAGGUGUGUUUCCAUUUAUAUAAUUUUAAAUAUUUUGUGUGGGGGGGGGGGGGAAGAAUACAUUUUUUUAAAAUAGAUAUUUGGGUUUUGAAAAUAAUUAAAAAUUAGGGGGGGGGGGGGCUGAAAAAAGUUUCAGAAUCCGUGAUAAAAACACAUUCAAAAGGGGGGAAGAAUACAUUUUUUUAAAAUAGAUAUUUGGGUUUUGAAAAUAAUUAAAAAUUAGGGGGGGGGGGUGCUGCAAAAAGUUUCAGAAUCCCUGAUAUAAACAACUUCAAAUGUGUCAACCAUUUAUUGAGUUUAGACCCCAUCUUAUUCGUUUCUGUCUUCUGUAGGCAUUCUGUGCAGUCUCAGAACCCCCGAUAGAGGCGCUGUUAGCCAAUCAUGCACCACACGCUCCAGAGCGGAUCAGGUGAGUGAAUGAUGGCUAUAAAAUUGAGGAUGAGGUCAGUGAAUGAUAGCUAUAACAUUGAGGAUGAGGUCAGUGAAUGAUAGCUGUAACAUUGAGGAUGAGGUCAGUGAAUGAUAGCUGUAACAUUGAGGAUGAGGUGAGUGAAUGAUAGCUAUAACAUUGAGGAUGAGGUCAGUGAAUGAUGACUAUAACAUUGAGGAUGAGGUCAGUGAAUGAUAGCUGUAACAUUGAGGAUGAGGUGAGUGAAUGAUAGCUAUAACAGUGAGGAUGAGGUGAGUGAAUGAUGACUAUAAGAUUGAGGAUGAGGUCAGUGAAUGAUAGCUAUAACAUUUAGGAUGAGGUUAGUGAAUGAUAGCUAUAACAUUGAGGAUGAGGUGAGUGAAUGAUAGCUGUAACAUUGAGGAUGAGGUCAGUGAAUGAUAGCUGUAACAUUGAGGAUGAGGUGAGUGAAUGAUGGCUCUAACAUUGAGGAUGAGGUCAGUGAAUGAUGGCUAUAACAUUGAGGAUGAGGUCAGUGAAUGAUAGCUGUAACAUUGAGGAUGAGGUGAGUGAAUGAUAGCUAUAACAUUGAGGAUGAGGUGAGUGAAUGAUGACUAUAACAUUGAGGAUGAGGUGAGUGAAUGAUGGCUAUAACAUUGAGGAUGAGGUGAGUGAAUGAUGGCUAUAACAUUGAGGAUGAGGUGAGUGAAUGAUGGCUAUAACAUUGAGGAUGAGGUGAGUGAAUGAUGGCUAUAACAUUGCGGAUGAGGUGAGUGAAUGAUGGCUUUAACAUUUUGGAAAUGAUUUUUUUUUUUAAAAAGGCAAGAAAAAAAAAAGGAAAGAUAAAUAAAUAUUAUGUAUUGUGUUAUUCUACCGGAUUAAAUAAUAAAUUGAAAUAUAAAAAAUGAGUUUAAACGCUCUAAAAAGUAGAAAAUAAUUUUAUAUUUCUAACUUUGAGUGAGUCUCAACUCGUCUUUGAAAAAGCAAAUCUUUUUAAAAAUUAAAUUUUUAAAUAUAAAUUUUAUUUUCUACCUUUUAGUAUAAAAAAAUUCUAAUUGUAAUUAUUUACUUUAAAAAAAACAACAACAACGAUUGCUUACAAAAUUCCGUUUAAAGUAACUUAACUCAAUACUAGGCGUAUAGCUAAAAAGUAGGACUCAAUGGCAGUGGGGUUUCAUACCCCUGGUUGCCGGACCUCCGAAACCAAACGCCUGACACCCUGCGCCAAAGUCCAUCCAAACCACCCCUCACCCCAAUCCUACAUUUCUCACCUGAGCUACCACGAGGCAGACGCGGUCAACUGCGAUCAACUGAAUGAGAGGGCCACGUGGGACAAAACAAAGUCACGCUGCAAAGUUACCCUCAAACCCCUGGGACUUGUGGGGUGAAAGUAAGCCUUUAAUGUUUAUGAAAAUAGAAUCAGUGCCACACCUUCAGUGCCACACCAUCAGCGCCACAGCAUCGGGCGCCACACCAUCAGUGGGAAAGGGGUGGGGGCAGAGGGCACACUUUUUUUCUUUGUAUCAAGGGAUGUCCUAUUUGGCCAACGCCAAAGUUUUUUUUUGUGGAAGAUGAAAAGGGUGAGGGGGGGGGGCAAUAUUGCCCAGAGGGGUACUUUAUCCUUGCUACACCACCGUAUACCGACACUACAUUUACCUACUUCCACUGUCAUAUAUAUGUCAUAUAAAUAUGUCCCCUGUCAUAUAUCAUAUGUCAUGUACACAUGAUGUCAUAAAACCAUUGCCAUACAACUACCAAUACGUCAUAAGUCAUGUACAUUGCACAUGCCAUCUUUUGAUCCCAAUCUUGUUACCCCCACCCCUCUCAACAACCCCCCCUCCCCCCCCCCCCAUGCACAGAGUCAACGGAAGUCUGUCAGGCAGUGUUGAGCACAUGCCAUCCUUUGAUCCCAACCCUCUUACCCCCCCCCCCCUCAACAACCCCCCCCCCCCCCCCCCCAUGCACAGAGUCAACGGAAGUCUGUCAGGCAGUGUUGAAUUCUUGGCCGCCUUCAGCUGUCAUUCUGGUGCCAAAACAAAGUGUAAAGUUUGGUGAACGUGGCGUCGUCUGGAAAAUGACAUGUCAACCAAUCAUUUGGCCUGAAAACUUCAGACAUUUUUUUAAACGCCCACGAUGAAACACGAAAGUUUGGGUCAACUGUCAGUUCAUAGGUUAAAAAGUGAGCUCUUCAUGGAAUGCAUGGCAUUGAAACUAUGGUCACCGCUGGCACUCUUCUUGAUGUUACGACAUGAUUACAGUGACUGAAGUCAUCAAUAUGCCUCACGCAAUAAACGACUAGUGUCUGCACGAUAGACUUGACCAAAGCGAUUGGAAACCAGCAUUAAUAAAUAUUUC